This is a messenger RNA of Symbiodinium sp. CCMP2592, 1224 nucleotides long. Lineage: Eukaryota; Dinophyceae; Suessiales; Symbiodiniaceae. The record is from the annotation of a GenBank genome assembly.
AUGAUUGCUGCAGCUGGAGACUGUAUCUAUGUGCCAACUUCAUCCGGUCAAGGUGGGUUGGCAGCCCUCACUAUAUCCGAGAACACCAACCUUACCAUUGUGGACUUGAUCCGUGACCCAAUUGGCACUGGGGGUUUCGAAAGGCCCCGAGACUUUGCGAUCGCGGACGACCACGCCUAUGUCAUCGGGCCGGCUGCCGUGACAGCAAUCAGCGUCGCCAACCCAGAUGAUCCGAAAAUGGUUGGGAACAUCGCAGCCUUCGAACUGACUAACGCAAAUGUCAUUGAGGUCGCCGGCGACUACGCUUAUGUCAUCACCCCCUGGCCAAGUUUAACCGUGGUCAACAUCGCCGACCCUGCCAACCUCACCGUCGCGGGCGUCCUGCAAGAUAGUCGACUUACGGGGGCUAAAGACAUUGAGAUUGCAGGGGACUAUGUCUACGUCUCCCUGGGAACCAGCAGUGGCGGUGUCGCGGUUGUCAGCAUCGCAGACAUUGGCAAUCUCACCAUUGCCAGUGUCUUCGAAGACGCACUGCUCGGACCAGUUACGCAGAUGACGCUUCGUGGGAACUUAGCCUAUGUCACGUCACAGUACAACGAGGUCUUGGCUAUCGUGGACCUUACCGAUCCGAGAAACCUCACCCUUGCAGGCAUUCUCCAAGACUCGGUCCGCUUCAAGCUUCUUGAGGACAUCGCCAUAUCAGGGGAUUGUGUAUUCGUGAGCGACGGCUUCUCGCGGGGUGUGCUUGCUGUCAACAUCACGCAGCCCAGCAACCUUACAGUCGUUGGCACCGUCACAGAUAACGAGUUUAGCGGGGUGGGCAGCCUGGCUGUGUUCGGCGACAUCCUCAUUGCUUCCAGAGAUGAUGGGUUUACUAUGGUCAACAUCAGUGACCCUGCCGAGCUAGCCAUUGCUGGCUCCUUCUCUUCCACAACCCUUCUUGAUAGAAUCCGACGGGUGAGGGUCGCGGAGAAUUACGCCUAUGCCACGGCAGUGGACUCACAAAGUUUCAUCUCUGCGGCUUGUCGAGACUACUACGUUUACGGCUGCGUCUACGGCGACGACAACCACUUCGAGAACCUCAACGUGGUCCUCCUUCCAGCCGGCAACCUCAAGAACCUCGACAUCGUCCUCACUCAUGUCAAGCACCACGUCGUCUUGGACAGCGUCUGCUUCGACCACGUCUUCUUCGACGACAACGCUGAACUCGACACAGGCAGCUGA